UGCCGGAAAUGGGAGGAGGAGAUGCGACGAACUGGGACGAGGAUAGCUACAGGCGCACCAUCCUGCAGGAGAGAGAGCUCCAGUCUCAAACCGUCUUCAGGACUGCUUUCGCCCCUUCUCAAAACCCUAACCCCGACAUCCUCGUCGUUGCCUCCAGCGACGGCUCCAUUGCCCCCUAUUCCAUCUCCUCCUGCAUCUCCACACAGCCAAUGCGUAUUAACAAGGGUCGGCAUCAACAGUCUCUGGCUGACUUUUCAGUGGCAGAACCACUUUGCUUGCUUCGAGCACACAAUGGCCCUGCCUAUGAUGUCAAAUUUUAUGGUGAUGGGGAAGAUUCUUUGUUGUUGAGCUGUGGAGAUGAUGGUCGAAUUCAGGGAUGGAGGUGGAAGGAAAUUCUAGACUCAGAGGUGCUUGUGCCCAUGCAAGUAAACCAUUUGAAUCCAGUACUCAAUUUGGUGAACCCUCAACACAAAGGUCCUUGGGGUGCUCUUUCUCCGAUCCCUGAAAACAACGCCAUUGCCAUUGAUACACAGGGGGGAUGCAUUUUUUCAGCCGCUGGUGAUGCUUGUGCUUAUUGUUGGGAUGUGGAAACAAGCAAGGUCAAAAUGGUUUUUAGAGGGCAUUCAGACUACUUGCAUUGUGUUGUUGCACGUAAAUCAAGCAAUCAGAUUAUAACUGGUUCAGAGGAUGGAACAGCACGGAUUUGGGAUUGCAGAAGUGGAAAAUGUAUUCAAGUUAUAAAUCCAGAAAAUGAUCCCAAGUUGAAGAAAGCCUCCUCAUGGGUCAGUUGCAUUGCUAUUGAUACAAGUGAAAACUGGUUGGUUUGUGGCAGUGGUAGGAGUUUAUCGUUUUGGAGUCUUCCUUCAUCUGAGUGUAUUUUGAAAAUAGACACUCAUUCCCCAACUCAAGAUGUGUUGUUUGAUGAUAAUCAUAUUCUAGCUGUUGGAGCUGAACCUUUUCUCACGCGUUUCAACAUUAACGGGAUCGUUCUCUCACAGAUACAAUGUGCUCCUCAGUCAGCAUUUUCUGCAUCUCUACAUCCAUCGGGUGUGACUGCAGUUGGGGGCUAUGGAGGACUGGUGGAUGUCAUAGCAGAGUUUGGGAGCCAUUUAUGCACAUUCCGCUGCCGAGGUAUAUGAGUAUGGAUCAUGAACUGAUUUGUCAAUCACCAAAUUAUAGCUAUUGAUGUUCUGCAAAUUUAGCCCCAUUGGAAUUUCAGUGUUGGUCUGUAUCCUGAGAACUUUAGAACUCACAAGGUCUUUUAUCUAGCUGUGGCUUGAUUGAACAUAUUCAAAUUGGGGAUGAUGAUGAUAAUCCAUUAGGUAUGUUUUGCCCAGGAUAACUUCA
This is a messenger RNA of Magnolia sinica, 1347 nucleotides long. RefSeq names its product THO complex subunit 6. Gene Ontology annotation, cellular component: THO complex; transcription export complex. The record is from RefSeq and is a predicted model, not a curated record. Gene Ontology annotation, molecular function: protein binding. The transcript is spliced from 13 exons. Gene Ontology annotation, biological process: mRNA export from nucleus. The coding region runs from base 9 to 1139 and encodes 376 amino acids. Lineage: Eukaryota; Viridiplantae; Streptophyta; Magnoliopsida; Magnoliales; Magnoliaceae.